Raphanus sativus (radish) is the source of this 2439-nucleotide messenger RNA. RefSeq lists its product as uncharacterized. Bases 447 to 2273 code for a protein of 608 amino acids. The record is from RefSeq and is a predicted model, not a curated record. The transcript has 2 exons. NCBI's taxonomy places the organism in Eukaryota, Viridiplantae, Streptophyta, Magnoliopsida, Brassicales, Brassicaceae.
AAGAACAAAUAACAAUUUCUUGCACACAUAACGUGUGUGGUCAACAGAGACUAGUACAUGUACUCUUAAAGAGAACUCAGGCUACUCAGACUUUGAUAGCAACUCAACAAUACAUAUAUUUUACAUCUAUCAAUUGAUGAUAAUCACACCAUUAAUGGAACCUCUGAAACCUCUCUUUCAGUCAGGAUGGUAGUUGGCUGGAAUUUACUCUAGUUUGCAAUUUCUUAUUGAUAAAUGUUUAAAUUAUUUACGGUGGUUACUCUCUCUCGUCUCUUCAUAUUCCCUUUUACUCCAUAAUUUCGUUUUAAUUAUUCCAAAAUUUAAACAAAAGUAAUUAAACCCUAACAUAUCAUUAGUUCCCUUUUUUCCUGAUUGCUCCUCUCUUUUGGAAACUUUCUUUGGUUUUGUAUUCACAAAGCAGACUCUGCAUCAAACGAUUCUCAGCUAUGGAUAAUGACGGUGUAUGCAAACGGUUUAUAUUGGUCGAUGAUGAGUACAAGCUCUUCUUCGAUCAUCGUCUUAGAGGAGACAACACUUUUCUCCCUCCCUUUGAUGAUGACAACGGAGAGUCUGAAACUCGUAAUCUUGGUUUCGAGUUUUCUAGUGGUGAUUCAAAGCUUGGUGGUGGUGGUGGUACUGAGAAGAAGAAACCACCAAUCAAGAGCAGAGUUUCUCAAAAGAGAAAGAGGGAAACUACAAUCCGAGAAAGCAUUCAACGAGACAACAGAGCUGCUGAACGAAGAAAGAGGAAGAUGGCUGAGUUAGAGUCUGCUAGGGUUUCAGGGAACCAAGUUAACGUCCAAGGAGACAACAACAAAGCUAGGAAAAUGUCAGAGUCAACAAAGGUUAAUAACACUUCAAGGGAUGUUCCGUUGGUUAGAGCCAUCAAACGAGACAACACAGCUAGGAAAGUGUCAGAAGAGUCAACAAAGGUUAACACUUUAAGGGAUGUUCCGUUGGUUAGAGCUCAAGAAACCAUCCAACGAGACAAAACAGCAAGCAAAGUGUCGGAGUCAACAAAGGUUAACACUUUAAGGAAUGUUGCUUUGGUAAGAGCUCAAGAAACCAUCCAACGAGACAACAACAUAGCUAAUAAGAUGUCAGAGUCAACAAAGGUUGACACUUUAAGGGAUGUUCCGUUGGUUAGAGCCAUCCAGCGAGACAACGAAGCUAAGAAAGUGUCAGAAGAGUCAACAAAGACUAACACUUUAAGGAAUGUUCCGUUGGUUAGAGCUCAAGAAACCAUCCAAGGAGACUACAAAGCUAGGAAAGUGUCAGAAGAGUCAACAAAGGUUAACACUUUAACGGAUGUUCCGUUGGUUAGAGCUCAAGACACCAUCCGACGAGACAACAUAGCUAAGAAGAUGUCAGAGUCAACAAAGGUUAACACUUUACGCAAUGUUAGAGCCAAAGAAGUCAUCCAACGAGACAACAAAGCUAGAAAAGUGUCAGAGUCAACAACAAAGGUUGACACUUUAAGGGAUGUUCCGCUUGUUAGAGCUCAAGAAACCACCACCCAAAGAGACAUCAAAGCUAAGAAGAUGUCAGAGUCAAAGGCAACAGGGACUUCAAGGGCUGUUACAGAACCUAAGGAUGUAGCCGAGACUGUUCCAGUGACCCAAAGCAACAAAGGAGUACCUGUAGGGUCAAGGAAGAAGAGUGUAGCGGAUAAAGAUUACAUGAGCUACCUCACAUGGCUUGUAGACUCUCUUAAAGACUCAACAACAGUGCCUGGUCCAACUCCCACAAUGGCCAGUGAAAAGGAUAUUGAGUCUUGUUCUGAUGAUGAUGAUGAUAUGAUUAUGGUCAGUGAUUCUCCCUUCUCGUGUGGAGGAAGUACACCUUUUGUGGUGUCCAAGAGCAAGACCGUGAUCGAUCUCGAGAAAGAUAUUACAGAAGAGGAUGAGAGUAGAAACUGUCUGUUUACGAAAGAGCUAAUGGAUCUUCUGGAGAAACCGUAUGAUAAAAGAGAGUUGUUGAGGCUCUCUGGUGAUGUGUCAGAGAAAAAAGGAGUGAGUAGAUAUAGAGAACUGAGAAAGGGAAGAGUACGCAACUACGAGACUCCUGACCUGGGACCUUCCUAUCUCGAGAAGGUGUUUGAUUUCGAUCAAGAAUACAGACGUGUGGAUGGUGAUGAUAAGGCGAGACUGAAGCUGCUGCGUGGAUUUUUCUUUUACUUGAAGAAUGUUACUCGUGCUGGUUCUUUCAAGCCUUGGUUACCAGAAAACCAGAAGAAGCUCGGAGGACUAAGAAAGCAAUGCUUGCAACCAUAAGAAGCAAGGGUAGUAAAAAAAUCUUGUGUUAAGUAAGCAGGUUGUUGUAGUUUUUUAUUUAAUGUAUUGUCUUGUUUCUUAUGUUGUUGGAUGACAAUCUGAUUCAGAGUAGUUUCUUGUCUCCCAAGAGUAUGAUAUUAUUGAUGCAACGUCUCAGAUCAGACUA